AUGACCUCCCCUGCCCUUGUAGCAGGCUCAAGACUACCCCAAGCUGCUGUGGCUCCUGGCCUGGGGCCCAGUGGUCCCCUGGGGCCAUUGCCCUCAGUAUUGCCAUUCUUCUCCCCACAGCCCUCAGCAGCACUGCCCCUGUCUCCCUCCCCAUCAGCCAUAUCUUUGUCACUGUCACCUUCCCUGUCACCACCACCACCAUCCCCAGUCCUGGCCCAGUUUCCUCCCUCACCACCAGAGCCAGAAGUCCUCCUCCGCGCUUGGAGUCUGCGCCAGUGCCUUCGACCCCAGAUUCUCCCCUCACACCUGCCCUGCUACCCGCAACAGUUCCACAGCCAGCCACUCCUCAAGGGACAGUUCGGCCUGGGCCAGGCUGUCUCUUUGCAGGACUCAACAUCCUCCGCCCCAGAACCCAGUUACAUAACCCACUACGUGACCUUCAAGAUCUCCAAUGAAGCCUUCUCGGCUUCACAGUGGAACCCUGUGGCCCUGGAGCACCGGCUGCUGAACGAGCACGUCCACCAUGAGCUGCAGUUCAUCUACCACAGGGCCUUCCCCAGCUUCCAGGACGCCUGUAUCCUGGAGUUCAGGCCUGGCUCUGGAGCUGUAAAGGCCUCCCUUGUGUUCGGGGGCAGGGCUCUGGGCCCCUCUGCCCGGGAAGUCCUCUGGAUUUUGUACCGCCAAGUGAAGGCCUCCAGGGGCAUGCUGGGGCACCUGUUCCUGGAUGAGAGCAGCCUUGCUGCUUCCGGGUCCCCCCUCACCGACUUAGCUCUGGAGACCAUCUGCAUCAGUUUCACGGCCAUGAAGCCCUUCCUGCCCGAGCUCAUCCUGCCUGGUUCUGCUCCCUUUGUCCUGCUGGAAGACCAGAUCCUCCACCUGGUCACCCCUGUGGUGUCGAGAUUCUACAAGGAGCAUCCCCAGGAAGGCCCCCUGCUCCUUUUCAGUAACGCAGACCAAUGGGUGAGAGUGUCCAUGGAGUACAAGUUCCAGAACUCUAUCCCCACCCACCUCAGAGGCCUGGCCAAUCACCUGGCUCACAGCAUCAUGGAUCCCAUCCUCCAGAAAUCCAGCAUUGUGGCCAAUGGGGAGAAGGCAGAGCUGGUGCUGUAUGAGAUGUGGCUGCAGAUCCUAGGCCAACCCUUCACCAAGGCCUUGAAGGACAAAACCAGCCCUGAGGCCCAGAAGCUUCGGCAGCAGCUAACGAGAUGGCUGACCAGGGGGCUCAGGUCUCUGCAGAACUUUGGCCAAGUGGUGGUGGAGGAGUUCCAGCCAGAACCACUGACUGCCAAAGUAGGUGCCAUCUUCUUUGGGGCCACACCAGCCCAGACCCUCAUUCAGGACAGCGUGCAUCAGGCCCUGUACAUCCUGCAGAAAGAUGAGGGCCUCCGGGUAGAGAUGGUCACCCUAGCCCUCGGCACCCGCAGCUCCGGAGCCUCCUGUCAGCCUGGCACCCCCAGCUCCACGCUCCUCAUCCUGAACCUCCUGCUUGUCACACUCAUCCUUUUCCUGCCCCAGGUGUUGAAGUAG
Messenger RNA from Marmota flaviventris (yellow-bellied marmot), 1527 nucleotides. Its product is annotated as taste receptor cell protein 1. Lineage: Eukaryota; Metazoa; Chordata; Mammalia; Rodentia; Sciuridae. The record is from RefSeq and is a predicted model, not a curated record.